Molecule: messenger RNA, 1461 nt
Organism: Aegilops tauschii subsp. strangulata
Lineage: Eukaryota; Viridiplantae; Streptophyta; Magnoliopsida; Poales; Poaceae
Product: F-box/kelch-repeat protein At3g06240-like
Molecular function (GO): protein binding
Source: RefSeq, a predicted model, not a curated record
AUGGCUCCGACGCCCCGAUGCCCGGUCCUCCCCGACGAGAUCAUGGAGGACGAGAUCUUCGCGCGGCUGCCGGCCAAGUCGGCGCUCGGGUGCCGCUGCCUCUCCCGUGCCUGGGCCGCCGCGCUCUCCUCGGACGACUUCGCCGACCGCCACCACUCCAUCCAUGGCGGGCGCCCCAAGAUCUUGCGCCUGCAGGAUUACCCCUACGACCACGACCAAGAGGCGAAGCUGCACGACGCGGGCCGCGCGCCGCCGACCAUCGGCAUCCCCAUCGCCAUCACGACCGGCUGCUUCCCGCGCUUCAUCACGGCGUCCUGGGAUCCUCCCCCGCCCGCGGAAUCAUGCCCCACGCACCCCUGCCUCGUCACGGUGCAGUGCCGCGGCCUCCUCCUCCUCGAGCUGAUCCCCACGGAGAUCCACGUCCUGUGCAACCCGUCCACCGGCCAAAAGAAAGCGCUGCCGGAGGGCCGGACCACGGGCCGCCGGCGCCCCGGAGACGCGGUUCACAGGUACGCCAGCCUAGGGCUCGGCUACGACGCGCGCGUCAGGAGGCACAAGGUCGUGCGCGUCUACUACUACGGCGAACCGGACGGCGGGGGCCGCCCCGCGUCCGUCGGGUGCGAGGUCUACGUGGUGAACGGCGCCGCCGCUGAGUCAUGGCGCACGGUUCGUUCCAGGCCUGUGGAUUGUUGGUUGGAACCCUACACACCGAGCGCCUUCGCGCAAGGGCACGUGUACUGGUUAGCCCACCGCAAACACGAGUCACCCCGCACGCUUGAGGAGAUGAUCAUCGUUUCAUUCUCCGUCUCUGAGGAGACCUUUGCGAUUGUGCCGUCGCCACCGUCAGGCAUGGACGGUGAGGCUCUGAAUAAGCGGUUUUGUCUGGCGGAGCUCGCUGGGAAUCUAUGCUUCUUUCCUGGGGGAUCUCGCGGCCAUGAGCAUCGGUACGACGUUUGGAUACUACGUGGAUAUGGAUCAAGCGCCGUGUGGGAUCUACACUGUCGAAUCGACGAAUGCACGGCAUCACCAGAGGUCAAUUGGUUCAUGAGAGGUCGAUACAACAAUUUCAACCGCGUCGAGGUCAUCCCACUGGCCAUUAUCGGCAAUGGUCGCCACAUCCUCCUGACGCAAGACGACUGUCCAGAAGAUAUAUGGGUAUAUAACCCAUCCACCGGGGACAUUGAGAUGCUACUCGACCUGAAGAGCGGGGACACGGACAAUGUGAAGAACGUAUUGUUGCAGAUUGCAGUGUAUGAGGAAAGCGUCGCCUGUCUCGGAAGACAGCCGUGCAGGAACAUCAUCUUGACCUCCUCACCAUCUACGCAGGCCUUGUCGCUGGUGCUACGGUUGUUGCCGAAGCGCACGCUUGGAAUGCUUAUGCGUGUUUGCCGAAGCUGGCGCACCUUGGUCGCUGCGGACAUCUACCAUGCUAGACCGGCCCUCGAACUUAGGGGGGUUUAG